AUGGCCAACUGGAGUAUAUUCUUUCUGUUAUUAUGCUCCACCAUUUUUCAUCUUCAUCAAUCUGAAGCAUCUCAUGAUGCAAGAGUUUACAGAAACCUUGCAGAUCUUCAACCUAAGACCCCAAGUCAGACUUACAGAACUUCUUUCCAUUUCCAACCUCCCAAGAACUGGAUGAACGAUCCUAAUGGACCGAUGGUAUACAAGGGAUUAUAUCAUUUGUUCUACCAAUAUAAUCCACUUGGUCCAGACUGGGGAAACAUUGUAUGGGCUCACUCAACAUCCACAGACUUGGUGAAUUGGACUCCCCACAAACCAGGCAUUUUUCCAUCUCAAAAAAAAGGAGACAUCAAUGGCUGCUGGUCAGGAUCAGCCACAAUGCUUCCUGGAGGAGUUCCAGCCAUUCUGUACACGGGAAUUAACCCACAGAAUCAACAAGUUCAGAAUCUCGCAAAACCGGCUAAUCUAUCCGAUCCUUACUUGAUUGAUUGGGUAAAAGAUACUAACAAUCCACUCAUGUACCCAACUCCAGCCAACAGACUCAAUUCCAGCUCAUUCAGGGAUCCUACAACUGCCUGGAAAGGCCCUGAUGGACACUGGAGAGUCCUUAUUGGUAACAAAGUGAAUCGUCGUGGCCGGGCAAUUUUAUACAGAAGCAAGGACUUCGUGCAUUGGAUUCAGGCUCAUCACCCGUUGCAUUCAGCUGAAGGAACAGGGAUGUGGGAGUGCCCUGAUUUUUACCCUGUUUCUUCGAGUAUUCGCCCAGGAAAAAACACCGGCCUGGAUACCUCUGUCAUCGGUGUUGGUGUAAAACAUAUAUUGAAAGUUAGUUUGGAUGACACUAAACAUGAUGUGUACACAGUAGGGAAGUAUGACAUCUCCAAGGAUGUGUUUACCCCGGAUAAAGGUGCCGUGGAAGGCGACGCCGGGUUGAGAUAUGAUUAUGGAAAAUUCUAUGCUUCGAAGACAUUUUAUGAUAGUUUGAAAGGGAGAAGAAUUCUGUGGGGAUGGAUUAAUGAAUCCUUGUCCAAGGAAGAUUACAUUUCACAGGGUUGGUCAGGAGUUCAGGGAAUUCCAAGGGAGAUAUGGCUUGAUAAAUCAGGGAAGCAGCUGAUUCAAUGGCCAAUUCCGGAGAUUGAAAAAUUGAGAGGAAAAAAAGUUGGGCUUGCAGGCAAAUUGCUUAAGGCUGGAUCCACACAACAAGUUGCGGGGGUCACAGCCUCACAAGCGGACGUAGAUGUAUCGUUUUCGGUCCAACUCUCAGAGUUGAAAAAGGCGGAUUAUUUGGACCAAACCCGUCGGCCUGAUGCCCAAUUGCUAUGCAGUCAAAAGGAUGCAUCAAUAAAAGGUGGAUUGGGCCCAUUUGGACUCAAAGUGUUGGCCUCAAAGGACAUGAAAGAAUACACUGCUGUUUUCUUCAGAAUUUUCAAGGUUAAGAACAACAAAUAUAAGGUGCUAAUGUGCAGUGAUCAAAGCAGAUCUUCAAUAAAUCCAAGACCAGAUAAGACUCCAUAUGGAGUGUUCUUAGAUGUGGAUCCUUUACAUGAACAGUUGUCCCUAAGAACUCUGAUUGAUCAAUCCAUUGUGGAAAGCUUUGGUGCGAAGGGAAAGGCAUGUAUUACAUCCAGGGUUUAUCCGACAAAGGCGAUUGGGGAUGCCGCUCGUUUGUACGUGUUCAACAACGGAAUCGCAAACGUCGCCAUUUCAAACAUGAGUGCAUGGAGUAUGGAACGAGCUCUUCUCGAUAAGAAGAGUUGA
This is a messenger RNA of Oldenlandia corymbosa var. corymbosa, 1755 nucleotides long. NCBI's taxonomy places the organism in Eukaryota, Viridiplantae, Streptophyta, Magnoliopsida, Gentianales, Rubiaceae. The record is from the annotation of a GenBank genome assembly.